UGCCAUUGAUGCGAUAUUUAGAAUCCUGAAUACACAUAAACAAAAUGAUAACAUGAAGGCUAUAGAAAUAACAAAGUAACGAAUUAUGGCCAAUUUUGACAAAAGUUGCUGCGCGCCCCUACAUAAAACCAAUAAUUAUUUGCGGUACAGCGCUUGCCACCAGACCGAGGCUUGGAACGCAUCUGGUAACGCGAGAAAACAGAUGCCUGUUUGUUAGAACUGCUAUAGCUUGUCAGAGUAGGAAGCAAGAUGAUUCCGAUGAUGACUUUGAAGAGAGUCUGCCGGGUUUUGCUGUUUAUUACGCAGAUGUAUGUGCUCUCUGGCCGCGGUUUUCUGAGCUUUGAGUACUCCGAGCCAGUAGCUCAACCUCUAAAAGACCAUUUUCCAUCUUCUACAAUUGCAACAAGUACCAGAGCAACAGCCACAAAGAUUCCAGAUUAUAUGGAAAAAUGCCCUAGCAACGGGCAAUGCAGCAGACUGCCUUCAGAUUGUAUGACCUGCGCUACAAACUACUCCUGCAUUUAUGGAAAACCUGUCACAUUUAACUGUACUGCUAAAAAUGGGGUUGUCUGUUUUGAUGUAAACAGCCAACCCCAGGAAUAUUUUACCAUCAGUAUGACUUGUCAGUUUUGCUGGCAGCUUCCUCCUUCAGAUUAUGUGUGUAAUCUUUCCAGUAGCUGCAAGACGGUCUCCUGUCCCAGGCAACGCUACAAUACUACUUGCACAGUACUGGACCAUGCGCAUUGCUUAGGUAAUCGGACAUUUCCAAAGAUGCUUUAUUGCAAUUGGACAGGAGGAUACAAGUGGUCGACUGCUCUGGCUUUAAGUAUUACCCUCGGUGGCUUUGGGGCAGACCGUUUUUAUUUGGGACAGUGGCGAGAAGGACUUGGAAAACUCUUCAGUUUUGGCGGCCUAGGAAUCUGGACUCUUAUUGAUGUCUUCCUUAUCAGUGUUGGAUAUGUUGGCCCUGCUGAUGGUUCCCUUUAUAUAUAAGUUUGUAUUUUUUGCUAAUAAGCAUGAACAUUUGCCUUUCAGAACACUAACGGUUAUGGUACACUGGUGUUUUUGAUUGCCAAAAGAGCAAUUAAGGUUCCCAUCCCCAGCAGCAGCAGAUUUCCAUUCUCGUGACUGAGAAACAGCUAUUCUGUGGCUUGUACCAUUUCCACUCGGUACAGUGAGCAAUUCCCCCAUUAAUGGGUAUGCAUGGCAGCCAUUUUGUAUUUGCAAGAAUGGCACUUGGCUGCUGGCUGACUUGGGCAUUUUGUUUGCUACAGUUCUUUCUGUGGCAAUCCAAAACAUUGUUUUCCAUAAACAUCAUUUUUGUUCUGCUUGCGCAUUUUUAUUGUAUGGUAUCUGUACUGGAUCUACCUUUUCAUUAAGGUAAACUACAAUGUCUCUUUAAUAACUUACUUUAUAUCUUUAGAUUUUGCAUUAUUUCAGACCUUUUUUUUCUGUGAAAAAAGACACUAUACAAUUUCACUCAUUUAAUAAAUAGUUUAGUUCAUUUCUA
This is a messenger RNA of Xenopus tropicalis (tropical clawed frog), 1510 nucleotides long. It is a transcript of the gene tm2d3, whose product is annotated as TM2 domain containing 3. The record is from RefSeq and is a predicted model, not a curated record. Gene Ontology annotation, cellular component: membrane. Lineage: Eukaryota; Metazoa; Chordata; Amphibia; Anura; Pipidae. The transcript has 6 exons. Bases 250 to 993 code for a protein of 247 amino acids.